Molecule: messenger RNA, 2211 nt
Organism: Trypanosoma rangeli
Lineage: Eukaryota; Euglenozoa; Kinetoplastea; Trypanosomatida; Trypanosomatidae
Exons: 1
Coding region: 1-2211 (736 amino acids)
Source: RefSeq, a predicted model, not a curated record
AUGCGAUUAGUAGGUGUACGCCGCAUACGCUCUAGUCUCACUGACCACCGGCGUUCGAGCAGCAGCGGUGGGACGUCGGGUGGAGCCGCAGCUGGGACCUCGACGCGGCAGCGGGGGGGGGUGUAUGAUGUUGAUGACAUGACAAACCUGGACGAGCACCGUCGCCUCUCCGCCUCUAUGGUGGAGCUGCAACGCUUGAGGGAGAAAGCCGCGUUGAGCGCGCGGGACGCCAACCGCCGUGAGCAAGAGCUUCACCGCGUCAAGUCUGAGCACGCCACGGUGCGGCAGCAACUUGAGCACAUCAUCCGUGACUUGUUAGAAAGGCAGAAAGGCCUCUCCGAGGAGGUGCGGCAGAGCCACCAUGAAAUGCAGCUUCUUCGUGAGGAGGCGGCAGCAAAUCACUCGGCACGAGUAGCCGUACGAGAAGCGCAGCAUCAGCAGCUGCAGGAGGAGCUGCAGGCAAGUCAAAGUCGCGAGGCGGAAGCUGCUGGGGAGCUGGCGGUCGUGAUGGAGAAGCUGGUCAAGGCCGACACGUAUAUCAAGACACUCUCCGAUGAGGCCGUGGAGUAUCAGCUGGGGAUUGAGCGGCUGCAACAGCAGCUUGACGCUGCAACAAAGGAGUUGGCUCGGAAACACGAUGCGAGAGAGGAGGAAAGUAAAUUGAUAACAUCUGAGGAGACAGCUCGCAAAAAAAAAGAAGUCCAGGAGUUAUGGACGGAGCUGGUGACUGCAACGCUUGAGUGUGCCGACAGCUGUGACACGAUGAGUCGUGAGUGCGACGAAUUCAUUGAUGUCAUCAAGGAGGAGCAGCAGCGUGCCUGCCAGAGGCAAAGUAGCAUUAUCGGUAGGAGUAGUGGUGGCUGCGGCGGAACCGGAACCGAGACCGAGACCGAGACCGUUGCGGUGAAGAUGGAAGGUAAGAAGGGCCCUCCGCAGGAGCGCGUCACCUUUAUGUCGUGUAAACCCACAGGGGCGGAACUUGAGCGCCUCUUACACACAUCUCGCGCGCCGCGGCAGCAUGGAGAAAGCGAGGGUAAGAACAAAGACAGUGCCAUUGUUUGGGAGGGCACUGCCCGUGUGAUUGCUCGGGUGCUGCGUGGCAUGCAAAUGGCGCUGCGUGAGUCUAAAGGCGAUGUGCUUGUUGCAGGCCGUGCCUACGCAGAGUUGUGCCGCGCGGGUCGUAGUGUGGCAGCGGAGGUGGCGGAGCUUCAGGCGAUGUGCGGUGAGGAGCGUGCCAUGGCCGCGGCGCUAGCGCAACAGCUUGCACACGCGCAGCAUGACCUCCGUGUCGAGAAGGAGCGGGCGGACCAUCUGCAGGCGUCACUAGACGAAACGUCCGACAUCAUGGCGGAGGCCGCGGCGCUUGCAGAGGAGCGUACCUCCCGCAUGGAAAAACUGCUCCGCGAGAACACCGCCUUGGAGGAGGCGCUCCAGGCGCAGCGAGCGUCCCUUCGGGAGCGCGAUGAUGCCGUUGCCGCCGCUGAGCAAAAGCUACGGACGCUGCAAGAUACGAUGCGGCGCGAGCAGACGGAAUGCUACUCCAUACGUGAGGAGUUGCAGCGAAGCAGGCAGGAGGCCAAGACUGUGCAGGAGGACCGUGACGCAGCAAGGUGUGAACUGCAUGAACUUGAACGCAACAUGCAAGUGCUGAAGGAAGCGAUGAAGCAGAGUGAUGUUGACUGCCGAUACCUGCGCAAGUGCAUCGAGGAACUGCAACGGCAACUGGCACAGGCGCAGAAGGAGAAAGACGCCCUAAGUGAGGUGGUGGAGUCAGGGGAGCGGGAAAAGCGACAAUUGCGUGUACAAAUAGAUCGUUCGAAACGUGAUGGCAACAGCACUGCUGCUGCUGGGCUUUGCACCAACGUGUCCGCGCCCUCGCCGCUGCGGCAGUGGAAGGAGCAAUGCGAAGAAACAGAGAUGGUGGCGUCUAGUGUGAACCAGCAAGAGGCUGGAUCGCUGCGGCAGCCCCCGCAGGGGACGGAGCCGAUGGAUAAGGUGCGAUGGUGGAAGGAGAAACUGCAGGCGAUUACAUCAUCCGUGUCAUCCCCCACGCCACUCUUCAGUACUCCGCCUGCCUGUCGAAAAGAAGAAAAGAUUGGCCUCACAGACGACUUUCACAUACUCGCCACGAACAGUGCAACUCUCGCCUCAUUGGCAUACGGAGCCUCGCCGCCAUCGCGGAAGCCCAACGGCAACCGUGUCAUUAUGUAG